GGGCGGAAGUGACGCGUUUGUCUGUGGAAGCAGCCGCGUGGCCCCGGGGCGACAGUAGGAAGGAGGCUGGUACGAGCGCCCGGGGACGAUGGCAGAGAAGGUGCUGGUGACGGGUGGCGCCGGCUACAUCGGUAGCCACUGUGUGCUGGAGCUGGUGGCGGCCGGGUACGUGCCCGUGGUGAUCGACAACUUCCGCAACGCCAUCCGAGGGGAGGGCGGCCUGCCCGAGAGCCUACGGCGGGUGCAGGGGCUCGCGGGCCGCGAGAUCCUGUUUGAGGAGCUGGACGUGCUGGACGAGGCGGCGCUGCGGGGGCUCUUCGGGAAGCACCGCUUCUCGGCAGUAAUGCACUUUGCAGGGCUGAAGGCGGUGGGGGAGUCAGUCCAGAAGCCCCUGGAGUACUACAAGGUGAACCUCACGGGGACCAUCCGGCUGCUGGAGGUGAUGAACGCGCACGGUGUGAGGAACAUAGUGUUCAGCAGCUCGGCCACGGUGUAUGGGGACCCUACCUACCUCCCCCUGGACGAGAAGCACCCGGUCGGCGGCUGCACCAACCCCUACGGCAAGUCCAAGUACUUCAUUGAAGAGAUGAUACGAGACUUGUGCAAGGCUGAGAAGGGCUGGAAUGCAGUUCUGCUGCGCUACUUCAAUCCCAUCGGGGCCCAUGAGUCAGGAGACAUUGGAGAAGACCCACAGGGGAUCCCCAACAACCUCAUGCCCUAUGUUGCUCAGGUGGCUGUGGGGCGCCGGGAGUUCCUGAGUGUGUUCGGGAACGACUAUGACACUGUGGAUGGGACAGGUGUCAGGGACUACAUUCAUAUUGUGGACCUGGCCAAGGGUCACAUCGCUGCGCUGAAGAAACUUAAGGAGAACUGUGGCUGCAAGAUCUACAACCUGGGCACAGGCACUGGCUACUCCGUCCUGCAGAUGGUUAAGGCCAUGGAGAAAGCCUCCGGCAGGGAGAUCAAGUACAAGAUCGUGGCACGGCGGGAGGGCGAUGUGGCCACCUGCUAUGCAGACCCUGGGCUAGCUGCGCAGGAGCUGGGCUGGAAAGCUGCCUUUGGCCUCAACAAGAUGUGUGAGGACCUGUGGCGAUGGCAGAUGCAGAACCCCAUGGGCUUCAGCAAAAACUGAGGCCUGGCAGCCAGGAGGUGCCUCAGCCCAGGCAGCCACAGGCUUGGGGGAGGCUUCUGCCUCCUCCUGCCCCUCCCCCUCCCUCUGCCCAGUUCCUGCCCCACUCCAGCACUGCUCAGCCUUGGCCAGGGCCACUUCCAUUCCCCAGAGCCCACUGGGAACAGCCAGGAGCCUGUCUAGCUUGGGACCACAGUCAGUGUAGACUAACCUGGUGCUGUGCUCACUACCUGCUCCCCAG
Messenger RNA from Gavialis gangeticus (Gharial), 1370 nucleotides. It is a transcript of the gene GALE, whose product is annotated as UDP-galactose-4-epimerase. Gene Ontology annotation, cellular component: cytosol. The transcript is spliced from 11 exons. Gene Ontology annotation, biological process: beta-D-galactose catabolic process via UDP-galactose, Leloir pathway. The coding region runs from base 89 to 1132 and encodes 347 amino acids. Lineage: Eukaryota; Metazoa; Chordata; Crocodylia; Gavialidae. Gene Ontology annotation, molecular function: UDP-glucose 4-epimerase activity. The record is from RefSeq and is a predicted model, not a curated record.